Messenger RNA from Mesorhabditis belari, 1260 nucleotides. The record is from the annotation of a GenBank genome assembly. Lineage: Eukaryota; Metazoa; Nematoda; Chromadorea; Rhabditida; Rhabditidae.
AUGCCGACGAUGAAAGAUGAAGCACCUAAUUCCCGAAUUCAAUGGGAAUCGUUGGAGGAGAGCCACAAUUGGAUUGACUCGAUCACUUUACCUGAGAUUCGAAAUAUCGAUGAGACUUGGCGAGAUUUAGUGCAGGAAAUUCAACGAAAAGCUCGCAAAAAUUUAGGGAAUAGAGAGGAAAAGUUGAACAACGAUAAGUUCAAAAAUGUUCCAACUCUCAAUGAAUGGAAAAGUCACUUUGAAAAGUUGUUUUCUGCAAAAACUCCAACUUUGCAACUGCCAGAACUAGCACCAGUUGAGAAUUUGGAGUUAAAAAUUGAAGAAGAAGACGUUGAGUUUUCACUGAAACAAAUGAAAACCGGAAAAGAGGCAGGUGUUGACGAUAUUCCCAUCGAUUUUUGGAAGCUCUUCCCCAGGGCAAUCAAAUUUCUAACCGAUUUUUUCAUUGCGAUACUUGAGAGCCGAAAAAUUCCGACUCAGUGGAAAAGGGCAUUUAUCAUGCCAAGAUACAAAGGAAUCGGUGAAACAAACGAUUGCGCUAUGUACCGACCGAUUCAACAUUUAUCGCACACUAGAAAGCUUUUCGAGAAGAUUUUCGAGAGAAAGUUGAGAUCACUCGGCAUUGGGACAACGGAAAAUCAGUGUGGACAUAAAAAAAAUCGUGGUGUAAAGGUGGCACAUCGAGGCUUGCGCUCUCUACUCGCCUCCUCUUCCCCAAUCCACAUGGCUUUUUUGGACAUCAAAAACGCGAACGACAGUGUCACACCAAAAUGCGUUUGGUGGGCACUGAGGAAGCAUUCAGUGCCUGAGAAUUACAUUGAUUUUCUCAAACUGAUGCUUGUUGACCAAAGCGCGCAAGUUUUUUCGAGGGACCAGCUCAGUGAUUCGUUUCCAAUUGAAACUGGUUUUCCCCAGGGAUCACCUUUAUCGAAUUUUCUCUUGGUUCUUGUGGUUGAUGCGAUUACACGAGAUUUUCAACGACCAUUCCCCUGGACUAUUCUUUAUUCGGACGAUAUUUUGUUGGCCGAUGAGACACGAGAAGGUCUGGAGUUUCAGUGCACGAACUGGGCACGUAGGCUUGCUGAAUUCGGUCUAAAAUUCAACGAAAAGAAGGGAAAAUAUUUGAAUACUGAAGACGGAACUGGGGAAGCACUCAAUUUGAGAAUUGAGAAUUGUACCAUUGACAGGGCAAAAUCGGUCGUAUAUUUGGGGAAAAUUUUCGAUGACACAUUGCCGACAAGUAAAAAGGAUAGAAGGAAA